Molecule: messenger RNA, 5830 nt
Organism: Lemur catta (Ring-tailed lemur)
Lineage: Eukaryota; Metazoa; Chordata; Mammalia; Primates; Lemuridae
Product: zinc finger X-chromosomal protein
Exons: 7
Coding region: 977-3310 (777 amino acids)
Biological process (GO): regulation of transcription by RNA polymerase II
Cellular component (GO): nucleus; chromosome
Molecular function (GO): RNA polymerase II transcription regulatory region sequence-specific DNA binding; DNA-binding transcription factor activity, RNA polymerase II-specific; chromatin insulator sequence binding
Source: RefSeq, a predicted model, not a curated record
AGUAUAAAAAGCAUUUUGUAGAAGUUCUGUAGAAAUAAAAGCAAACUUUCAUUUUUAUUUCUGUAUAUAAUUGAGUGGGUAUUAACUGACUUUAAAGACUUCCUGAAACUUUAUUCUUCUCCCUUGUGAUCAUUUUUGUUGAAGAAGCUCUGUGUUUCUCUGAGGGCCUGCCAGUGACAACACAGUCAUUGAAUUAGACACCUGCUUGAACUCAGCCCUACUCUGAGUUACAAUGAGAAAUGCUAAUCACCUGAAUAAAUUUUAAUUUAAGUCUUCCAUGUUUACUUUUCUGUAGACUAAGAGCCACAAUGCCUAAUUUGUUUUAUUUUAUCUUGUGUUAUAUUUUUGAUAAAGAUAGGUGAAUUCUAUUCCCAUUUUUGACGUUCAUUUAGAAUAGUGUUUACUGACCACCAUAUACUGUGCAAAUUGUGUGAUCUUGGUUAAGUCAUUUAAUCUCAGUGGAUUUUCAUUGUCUCACACUUUUACCUUCAUUCCUUAAUUGACAAGAGUGGUGUUUUCUAUGUUCUAAGGAACUGCCUUGGGGUUUGGUGUUGUGGGAUAGAAGGAGGCUAAGUGAAGGCAGAGUACCCUGGUGAAGUUAGGGUAGGUCCCACUCCACCUACCCUUACCCUUCACUGCCCCAGCACAGCUGGACUUUAAUGCAUUUUAUCUAUCCAUAGAGGUGUCUCAACAAAAUGCCUUUCCUCUUUUACCUGUGACCUUUUCAUUUAUACUCUGAUUCUUUUAUAUCUUAGAUUCAAAUGAUGAUUUUCUAAUUUUCAAACUUAUAGAUAGAGGAUAUUGGUGCGAUAUUGCACCAGAACAAAGUGGGAAGAUUAUAAAGACUGGCGGAAAAAAAAGACGUGUAAAAAGGAAAUAUGUAGGUAUGAUGAAAAGAAGAAAACUGAUUUCUUGAGAAGGGAGAUGGGGAAAGAAAUGAAACGUAACGAAGGAAAAUGGAGCUGACACUACACACAUGGAUGGUGAUGAAAUUGUUGUAGAAGUACAAGAAACCGUUUUUGUUUCUAAUGUUGUGGAUUCAGACAUAACGGUGCAUAACUUUGUUCCUGACGACCCAGACUCAGUUGUAAUCCAAGAUGUUAUUGAAGAUGUUGUUAUAGAGGAUGUUCAGUGCUCAGAUAUCUUAGAAGACGCAGACGUGUCUGAAAAUGUCAUUAUUCCUGAACAAGUGCUGGACUCGGAUGUAACUGAAGAAGUUUCUUUAACACAUGGCACAGUUCCAGAUGAUGUUUUAGCAUCUGGCAUUACUUCAGGCUCAAUGUCUGUGCCAGAACACGUCUUGACAAGUGAGUCUAUACAUGUUUCUGAAGUUGGGCAUGUUGAACAUGUGGUUCAUGAUAGUGUAGUAGAAGCAGAAAUCGUCACUGAUCCUCUGACCACCGAUGUAGUUUCAGAAGAAGUAUUGGUAGCAGACUGUGCCUCCGAAGCAGUCAUAGAUGCCAACGGGAUCCCUGUGGACCCACAAGAUGAUGACAAAGACAACUGUGAAGACUACCUUAUGAUUUCCUUGGAUGAUGCUGGCAAAAUAGAACACAGUGAUUCUUCUGGAGUGACCAUCGAUGCAGAAUCAGACAUUGAUCCCUGUAAAGUAGAUGGUACUUGCCCUGAAGUAAUUAAAGUGUAUAUUUUUAAAGCUGACACUGGAGAGGAUGACUUAGGUGGAACCGUAGACAUUGUGGAGAGUGAGCCUGAAAAUGAUCAUGGAGUUGACCUACUUGAUCAGAACAGCAGUAUUCGUGUUCCCAGGGAGAAGAUGGUUUAUAUGACUGUCAAUGACUCUCAGCAAGAAGAUGAAGAUUUAAAUGUUGCUGAAAUCGCUGAUGAAGUUUAUAUGGAAGUGAUUGUAGGAGAGGAAGAUGCUGCUGUUGCAGCAGCAGCAGCAGCAGCUGCUGUACAUGAACAGCAAAGUGAUGAUGAUGAAAUGAAAACCUUCAUGCCAAUAGCAUGGGCAGCAGCUUAUGGUAAUAAUUCUGAUGGAAUUGAAAACCGGAAUGGCACUGCAAGUGCCCUCUUGCACAUAGAUGAGUCUGCUGGCCUUGGCAGACUGGCUAAACAAAAACCAAAGAAAAGGAGAAGACCUGAUUCCAGGCAGUACCAAACAGCAAUAAUUAUUGGACCUGAUGGGCAUCCUUUGACUGUCUAUCCUUGCCUGAUUUGUGGAAAGAAAUUUAAGUCAAGAGGUUUUUUGAAAAGACACAUGAAAAACCAUCCUGAACACCUUACCAAGAAGAAGUAUCACUGUACUGACUGUGACUACACUACCAACAAGAAGAUAAGUUUACACAACCACCUGGAGAGCCACAAGCUGACCACCAGCAAGGCAGAGAAGGUCAUCGAAUGUGAUGAGUGUGGGAAGCAUUUCUCUCACGCUGGGGCUUUGUUUACCCACAAAAUGGUGCAUAAGGAAAAAGGAGCCAACAAAAUACAUAAGUGUAAAUUCUGUGAAUACGAGACAGCUGAACAAGGGUUAUUAAAUCGCCAUCUUUUAGCUGUCCACAGCAAGAACUUUCCUCAUAUUUGUGUGGAAUGUGGUAAAGGUUUUCGUCACCCAUCAGAGCUCAAAAAGCACAUGCGAAUCCACACUGGGGAGAAGCCAUACCAAUGCCAGUACUGCGAAUACAGGUCUGCAGACUCAUCUAACUUGAAAACGCAUGUAAAAACUAAGCAUAGUAAAGAGAUGCCAUUCAAGUGUGACAUAUGUCUUCUGACUUUCUCAGAUACCAAAGAGGUGCAGCAACAUGCUCUUACCCACCAAGAAAGUAAAACACACCAGUGUUUGCAUUGUGACCAUAAAAGUUCAAACUCCAGCGAUUUGAAACGACACAUAAUUUCAGUUCACACAAAGGACUACCCCCAUAAGUGUGACAUGUGUGAUAAAGGCUUUCACAGGCCUUCAGAACUCAAGAAACACGUGGCUGCCCACAAGGGUAAAAAAAUGCACCAGUGUAGACAUUGUGACUUUAAGAUUGCAGAUCCAUUUGUUCUAAGUCGCCAUAUUCUCUCAGUUCACACCAAGGAUCUUCCAUUUAGGUGUAAGAGAUGUAGAAAGGGAUUUAGGCAACAGAAUGAGCUUAAAAAGCAUAUGAAGACACAUAGUGGCAGGAAAGUUUAUCAGUGUGAGUACUGUGACUAUAGCACUACAGAUGCCUCAGGCUUUAAGCGGCACGUUAUUUCUAUUCACACAAAGGAUUAUCCUCACAGGUGUGAGUACUGCAAGAAAGGAUUCCGAAGACCUUCAGAAAAGAAUCAGCACAUAACUCGACAUCAUAAAGAAGUCAGCUUGCCCUAACAGUAUGUCUAACAGACUUUUGUAAAGAUGUUGGCCUUGAAGCAGGAAAUUUAUUUUAAAACCAGUCUUGUUCACAUACAUUACUAUAAUUGAUUUAUGCUAUGUACCAAUAGGAUAUUGCUUCUAGUCAACUUUUCUUUACAUUUUAUUCAAUGUGGUGUUGUGGAUCCUAUUCAGUUUGUUUAAUAAGCCAAGAAAAGUAGCAACAACCAAGUUGCUUUUAAUAAAAUAAUCCCUGAUUCUAUACUGAAUUUUCAGUCUUAAAAGCUUUACUAGUUGACUAUAAUUUACUUUAUUCAUCUGGAUGGUACUCUUCUAAGACAAAAUAAUGUAAGAUUGGUAACUCUAAACAUAAUCAUUUGGACCCGUUUCUUUCUGCAUACAUUUUUCACAUUAAAUAGAAACAUCUGCUAAUAUAAAUGAUUUUACUGUCAGGUCUAAAAAUCAUAAUAUGGAAAUCAUUUCCUUAUUUUGCUUAAUAUUUUCAAAUUACAUGACAAUGAAACUUUUCAGUUAAGCCUCUAGCAUUACUGAACAUAGAACCUUGACUGGGUUUAUGUUUCUCAUUUUGCUUAGUAGGCAAAAUGUUCUUCCUUUAACUUUCUUUACACUGUUUACAUCUUUUGUCAGCAUAGCAAAUUUAGAAAGUCUUAUCAAAAGGUUUUGCUUAUUCCUGUUUUUUAUUUUUUGUCUGUACUGUUUUGGAGUAGUUGUGUUCUAUAGAUGCAACUUAUUGCAGACUGAAUUUUGAAGUCUUUUAGAGGUAAAUUGAAACUCAGGAUUUUUUGCAACGUGGUGUAUAAAUAUACUCUAAAUGUUUUGUGUGCACAUUUGUUGCUUGUCACCUGUUUAUAUGCACAGUCCCAAAUUUUAAACAUGACGAAAAGUAUUAAAUAUACCAAGCAUUUUGUAACUUUUUCUAUUCAGCAAGGCUAAAAUUCAGUUGAAGAAUUGCAAGGAAAAUAAGGAUGUGAAUAAAAGUAAAGAUAUUCUCUUUAAAUAUCUUUGGUAAUUGAAAAAUGGAAGUUAAAAGUAUUUCUUCUCACAGUGUUUUCAUUCAGUUUCUGCUAUGUGUCUUAAAUUUCUCUGGAACGCUAAUCCAGAUAUUGCUAUCUUAGUUUUCUCUGCGAACACUGAGAGGGAACUCUAUCUCUUGCAAAAGUAAAGAGGAGUAGGGGAAUUAAUGGCUCCAGGUAACAGAAUGGGUGCUAAUUCCUGCCUAGAGUUGGCAAGUUCAGCCUGCUUUUUAAUUUCUUUAGACAGUUAGUAAAUUUUUAAAAAGCCUUACCACUCAAGUUGACUUUGAUUAGAAGAUAAAAGUGUUCAAAUACAUAGUGAAAAUAUGUGGCCUUAUUUGGACUAUCACCAAAUCUUUUAAGUUUUAUUUUUUGAGAGUUGACAUAUUUUAAGCAGUUAGUGAGUCAUACAUACAGAUAUAAUAUAAAGUAAAUUCAAAUAGUUAAUUAGAAUUUAAUGAAUAAGAAUUUUGGAGAAUAGAAAAAACUUUUUAGAUUUCUUAGAUUGGCUGUUGGCACAUAAUGUCUUUGGGCACACUGUGGCAAAUUCAAAGUUUUUUUAACAUAAUCAAUAGCUACCUUCUGGUUUCAUGAUUGUGUUUUAUUUCACUUUUGUUAAGUUUUUACUUUCUCAUUUCUCUGUGCCACUAAUAUUCAUAUUCAGAAGUUAUAUUUAUAGGGUUAAAAUUCUAAACAUUUGGUAUUUGACAGCCUCUGAAAUGUUAGAUUAAUUUUGUCUAGUUCUAAAGUGCUUUAGGCACAUAGGAAUUUAAACCUAACACCAACAACCAAAGCCAGGAAAUGGAUUUUCGAAUCUCUUAGGCCUUCUUAGCUCUCAAACAUGUUCCACCCAAUUUUUAGUGUCAUCAUUGUCCUAUCCUGUUCUUGAAAACUCUUAUUUUUGUGUGGAGAAUCUUUUAAAUCUCCUUCGAAGUUUUUGUUAGUUUUUCCUUGAAGCAAUAUAAAAAGAAAUACUUAAAUGAAAGCUUAAGAAUUUUAAAACAUUCUCUAAAGUUAAGAGAUAUUUAGCCAUUUAUAUUUUAAAAACAAACUGAAAGAUAAAGAACACAACACUUUACAUACUUCAUGAUUCUCACAUGGUCUAGUCAUACACAGUUGUUUUGUUUGUUUUUUAAGCACAAUAUUGGAACCUUUAAAAGGUAAUUAAGAGUUUGGUUAAGUGAAUAUAAAAAAAACUUGUAUAAAGAAAAAUGAAAUUGUACUUACUGUUAUAUACUGUUAUUAGUUACAGACUGGGUUUAUUCUUAAUUUGAUUAGCAAAGCUUAAAAAGUGAAUGUUUCAGUUGAAAGUUUUAAAGAGGUACAAAUUCUUCCAAGGUUGUAAGUUAUUUUGUUUUUUUGAAAAUAGCCUAUGAAAUAUUGUAUGUCCUUUGUACACAUUGUAAAAUACUUAAUGAGAAAUUCCUAUAGGGAAAUAUGACACUUGUAAAUGUGUACUUGAGAAUAACAUGCAAAAAUAAAAAUGAGAAUAUUUUCCUGUUAA